This is a messenger RNA of Cricetulus griseus (Chinese hamster), 821 nucleotides long. The record is from RefSeq and is a predicted model, not a curated record. NCBI's taxonomy places the organism in Eukaryota, Metazoa, Chordata, Mammalia, Rodentia, Cricetidae.
GCUGUCCAAUAGAGACCCUCAGUGCUAGUACGGCUUGCAGCUUAAGCGCCUCCGCGGUCUGAGGAAUGUCAACUAUUCAACAUGGAGGCGGAGGUCGAUAAGCUGGAGCUGAUGGAGCCACUCCCGGCACAGACGCCGUCUCCUGCAUUUCCACCUUUCUCCCCGGAAUGUGGCUGGAACGGUCGUUAAGAGCUCCGCGGAGGAGGAGAGAGCUCCUUCACGUCUCCCCACCAGGGGCGAUGGAGGAUGAGUUCCAGAAAGCUGAUUCUGAUUUGGAUUACAUUCAAUAUAGGCUGGAAUAUGAAAUCAAGACCAAUCACCCAGAUUCAGCAGGAGAGAAAAAUGCAGUUGCAAUUUUAAAGGAAUUAUCAGCAAUAAAGUCUCGGUAUCAAGCUUUGUGUGCACGCUUUAAGCCACUUUCUAUUGAACAAAAAGAGAACAAGAGCCGCAUUUGUGCUACUCUGAGCAAGACAAUGACCACGAUACAAGAACUACAAAAACAGACAGAUCUGGAGCUAACUCAACUGACUGAAGAAGAGAAAGCGGUGACAGAGCAGUUAAAAUCUCACAUGCCGGACCUAUAAAGACAUGGAAUUUUAAAAAGGAACUCUAAUGGAGGAAAGAUCAAUUCCAAAGAGAUUCAGCAUGAUGUCGUAUUGAUGUCAUUAAUCCAUCAAGGAGUUGGAAGCUGAUAAGAAGAUUGAGAUUUUCCUUGAUCAUGAUGCUUUUAAUAUGAGAGGAAAUUGUAAGAAGGGUAUAUAUCAUAUAACUAAAAGCCAAGAAGGAUGAAAUGAAAAUAAAGAAAUUUAAAUACAAGAUAA